CAGAGCCCCAGUGUGGGGAUCGAACUCACAAACUGUGAGAUCAUGGCCUGAGCCACCCGGGUGCCUCGACCUGCCCUUAUUAAUGGGGCCUUUUGGGAGCUGGUGCAUCCUAGCAGCCUUCUUUUCUUCCAACCCUGUGUGUGUCUCUUUAGCACUUCCUGGUUUGUAGACGGUGAUGUCCAGGCUGCUGGCGGUACAGUAUGAGCGGGCGGUAUGGCAUUUAGUGGGGGGAGUUUGAGUUCUCCUCUCCAGGGUGCUCGCUGCCAUCUGGGGCCUUCCCCUCAUAGCUGUUCUUGAGCCUCAGGUUUUUUUUAGAUUGAUUCAACCUGAGGACUAUUGGAGGGCCCCAGUCAGUGGGCAGGAUUCUAGAAGGGGGUGGUCUAGGGAGGCAGGAAGUGGGAGGCAGGGGACCUGGGUUCCAGCUCCAGCUGGGCCACAGUUUUGCUUCUUUAACCAUGGGUAGGUCAUAUCUCAGCUCAGAGCCUCAGUUUCCCCAACAGGUACACGUGUGGAGUCUCAGCUCCCAUUCUCUUGAGUGGAGCUACUCUCCCUUAACAGAAAACCCGAGGUGGCUCCUCAUUGACCCUAGUCUUUGAGCCCUGCCUGCCCUUCACACCUGGGUGGGUCUCAGGGGCCCUCCGCUCACCACUCCGGCCUCAUCAUCCCUUCCCAGAACUUGCGGGCACCUUCACCCCCUCUGGGCUUUUGCAUAGGCUCUUCCCGCUGCCUGGAAUACUUUCUCUUGCGUUCAUUUCCUGGCAAGCCCCGAAGUUUGGCUUUUGUCACCUCUUCCAUGAAGCCUGCCCCUGGCCCCCCCUGCCAGCUACCUCUGCCGUAUGUCCCACCGCCCUAGCCCCUUGGAUGUUCUGUGAUCUACGUAGGGAGCAGCCGCCAGUGUUCUCUCAGCUGGGGAGCUUGGGGGUGGCGGUGGUGUUUGCAGACGAGCCCAGGCUUUAGCGUCAGAUAGUCUGGAUUUCCACCCAGUGCUGCGACACACUCGCUUGUGUGACCUCCGGCGAGUCGUGGCACCGGUCGAAGCCUCAGUUUUCUCAUCUCUGAGUUGGGGCUCCUGAUCACGAAACAGAAUUCUCAUGAUAUUUUAAGGACAUCAGCGACAGAAGCAGAGUCUAUGUGAAAGAGGUUUGGGGUAGGGUUAGAGAUAUCAGAGUUUUCAGAGUCCAUUGCUCCCCUCGCCCUUAGCAAAGAAUGGAAGGUGGGGGCUGAUGGCAGUACAGGCGGGGCCACAAUCCUUGCGCCCUGUACUGCAGGUAAGAGCGAGGUGUGUAAUAGGCGCUCACGUUCAGAUCUGGAAUUCUUUAAAGAUUGAAUGAAUGAGUGGAUGGAUGAAUGGAUGAAUGCGUGCAUGCAAGGGCUCCAACUAGUUUCCGGAUUUGGAUACACCUUUUUGCCACACCUUGGCUGCACCUGGUCAGGGACCAGGGGCUGAGGACGGAAGUCCCACCUCCAGGAGCCCCGCCUCCAGAGCCGUAGCCACGCCUGUCUCCUAGCAACUGUAAACAGAAGUGCGCAGCUUCGACCCCCGGGGCCUCCCAGCCUGGGUGGAUCGACUUGCACCCUCCGAACCUUCUCGCCUGGCGGCUGUGCAGCGGGUGUACGAGCUGGCUGACGCCAGGGUCUGAGCCCAGGGUGCUGCCCAGCGCAUCGCGUUGCAGCCAGGAGUGCCGGGCCUGUGGGUGCUCUGUGGAAUGUCCCUGCACGCCUGGGAGUGGGAAGAUGAGGACAGGGCGAGCAUGGGGCCCAUGUCCUCCAUGGGCAGCUUUUACCAGUCUGGCAGUGAGUGGGACACGGAGGAGUACCUGAAGGUCAGAACACAAGCCCCGGAGUCGGAUUCCGACCACCCGUGUAGCAGGUCCUCACAUGGGCCUGCCGACAGCUUCCAGUCUGAUGUGCCCCAGGCUGUCCCCUGCAAGUUCAUCAUCUCACUGGCCUUCCCGGUGACUGCUGGUCAUAGAGGAAAACAUACAUGUUUUAUUGAAAAACAUAGGAAACACUCUCGAAUGGACAAGCAUGCUUCCAAGGCUCGCUGUUACUACCACAUGGAGUAUUUCCUUCUGCCGGAUGAUGGAGAGCCUAAAAAGAUUGACAUGGUGGUGUUUCCAACAGUGGCCAAAUUGUUCCUGGAUUCAGGAGUAAAGACGGUGAGGCCGUGGCAGGAAGGGGACAAAAUCUGGGUGUCAUGGACCCAGACUUUCAACAUCAACAUGACGAAGGAAUUACUAAAGAAAAUAAAUGUUCACAAAAUCACCUUGAAGGUCUGGGACACCAAGGACAAGGUUUCAAGAAAAGUCAGGUAUUACCGGUUAAAGACUCCUGCAUAUUCAGAAGACGCAGGAUCUUUUGAGGAAGUGAAAAAUUUGGUUUUAAGUCAGAGAAGAUUGUGUGAAGAGGGCGCACACAUCAGAAAGGAGUGGAACCAGGAGCAUGCACCAGAAAAAGCAGAAAAGGCAGGAAAACACAUAAAGCCUUCACAUGCAGAGCCUGAAACUUUUUCCAAGAGCUCCAAGGAAUAUGAAAAGGCACUCCGAAUGGAUGAUCUUGGCACAGUUCGAUGGAGUACUUCAAGAGAACCAACUGUUUAUUUGGAGACAGCAGCUGGGAUGGAGAUGAAGGAAUUAAUGGAGAGAUCAUUUAGCAGUUUAACAAACAUAGUAGAAAAGCAAAAAUUUCAAAGUAAAAGGAAAGAGUCAGAGGUGAAAAAGAAGAGCCAGAAGAGAAAGAGGAAAUCUCGAGUGGAGGACAGUGACUCCAAGGGGGCAGGAAACUGGAAGCACGGAGCUUUCUCUACCGAACUGGUGCUGAUGCCGCUCCUCGCAGGAUGGCAAACUGUCAUGAGUUGUGGCUGUUGGAAGUCUGCCAGCAUUUUAGAUUGUUAUUUGAGUUUUAAAACAGAAGUUCCUAUCAUGACUGAGGAGCAAAAGCAGGAUUUAAACCCUUUGACCAUAAAGAUCAAGUGUGUUUCCUGCCUUCCAUCACAACCUGUGCCAAUCCAUGAACUAGAGAGGCUGUGCACCCCCGUGUACUGCAAGUACAAGUUCUUUAAGACUCCAGUUCACAAGACGGAGGGGAAGCCCCAUGGAGUACACAUCUACUUCCAGGACAUCAAUGUCAUCUUUCUUGGGCCAAUGCAGCCCAGUGACCUGAGGGAAUACCUGGAGGGGCCCCCCAUGGUUGUGGAGGUUCACGACAGGGACCGCAAGUUAGAAGAGUAUUCCUGGAAGCCCACCCUAUUUGGGGAUGACCCCUUGGAUUCACACAACCUCCAGGCCCUCAUCUCUCCGGAAGAGACAGAGAACAACCCCUUUGAAUCCCAAAACAAGAUAUGGGACCCUUAUGGGGUUGCCAAGGUCAGUUUUGCCGACCUUCUCCUUGGCCAUAAGUACUUGAACUUGGUUGUCCCCAUCCACAGGUGUGAGCCCAAGCCUACACACCAUGGCCGGGAUGGCAAGAGCAAGAAGGUUGUGGGGUUUCGGGUCCCCACAGAUGGCUUUCAGCACAGCUCAGUGCCCAUGGGCAACUACCUUGAAGCCAACUCCCAGCUCAAGCUGCGGGUGGACAUUGCAGUGCCACUGCGGGCCAGCGCCGAAGCCCCUGACCCUGAACUUACAGGCACCCUGUUUGGCCGCAUCAUUUUCGUGUUUGACUCCAGAAAGAUCUCCCUCCUCUCCAGCCUGCUGCAGGACAUCUCCAUGAUCAAUGCCAAGGCCCUUGAUCUGGAUGCCUACUCUGCUGGGAACAUCCAGCAGAUUCUGUCUGCCUUUAAGAUGCACAUGAGGAUCCAGGAAAGGCAGGACCUGGAUGUGCUCACUGGCUUCCACCUGCUGGAUGGGAAGAUCCAUCUUCUCAUUCUGGAAGGUUUGGCUGACCAAGGUUUAAAGCGGCUGUGGGACAGCCAUCAAAGCCGAAACACCAAAGCAGAACACGGGAAAUGCAAGGUGCUCUACAACUCCGCGCUACUGUUUCGCCACCGCCUGUACGCAGACCUGGAGACCGUCCUGUACCAAGUGCACCUCUUCAAGCCGCUGUCGCAGCUCAUGAAGCACUCGGUGCUCUACGUCCGCAACACCGUUCCAGAGAAGACCUUCCAGGCCCUGACCAGGAUCUACUGCAUCUGCUAUCACAGCAGCAAACUCAGGGAGGUGAUCACAGGAGACCUGCUGCCAUCCUCCGCCAUGGUCAAAGACUUGAGCCGAGAGCUGGGGCUGCCCAUUUCGCAAGAAGGCCUCACAGAUGGAAAGCCGCUGGUCUUGCCAACUCCUCCCACCCCCAAUCUCGAGGACUUCCGAGGUCAGAAAUCCGACCUCGCUUAUGAGAUCCAAGCCCACCAGGAGAAGUAUCUGCAGUGGCGGAACACCAUGGCACUAAAGAACAGAGGCCAGGAGCACAGCCUGAUCCAGAAAAAUAUUGCCGGGGUCUACCAGGUCGGCAAGAAGCCUCCGAAGUCUGUGCUGAAGGUGAUCAGAAUCGCAGCGCCUGCCAAAGACGCAGUUUUUAACUACAGCAUCCAGACCCUGAAUUCCACACAGCUUGCCAAGAAGGAGCUGUAUCGAGAGAUGGCCAAGGAGCCAAGGAAGAGGUUCACGUACUCCCAGAAUUACCUCUCAGCCAUGGUGGAGCCCCAGGACUCUGAGGAAGAAGAAAAGAAAGCCAAGAAGCAAUCCCGCCAGGCCUGGCUCACGGCCAACGGAUUCCAACUGACAGGUCUUCACAAAAGCACCGAAAGCGACCGUCACAUCAGGCUGCCGCCCGUUGGCAUGGUCACAGAGCUGAACGAGGAGUGGAGGGAAAACACACCGCUCGCUAACGUGCUGGAUCGAAGGAGGUGGACGUGGGACCGGCGCCAUCAGGACUUUGACCUGUACGGGAAGCCACCACUUUUCUUCGAGCUGCCCCCUUCUCCAGUGCUAAAGCCCAGAACAGGUAGGAAGACAAAAGGGAGUAGCCUUGUGUCCUGAGCAGCACAGACCUCCUCCUCAGAACUGACCGCCAGUGCGGGCCACGGCCACAACUCAGCAAACCAGCAGCCUCCUGGAC
Herpailurus yagouaroundi (jaguarundi) is the source of this 5052-nucleotide messenger RNA. RefSeq names its product cilia and flagella associated protein 92 (putative) (gene CFAP92). The transcript has 16 exons. Lineage: Eukaryota; Metazoa; Chordata; Mammalia; Carnivora; Felidae. The coding region runs from base 1707 to 4973 and encodes 1088 amino acids. The record is from RefSeq and is a predicted model, not a curated record.